CGAAAAAUGUUCGCAUUUCAACCUGAUCAUUUUCAAGUUUCUUUCACACUGAAAUGAAGUGCAUGACUCAGGUCACACUCCUGCAUCCUUAUGUGACAUAUGAUCUGAGUUGUCCUGAAAAAAUAGAUGUUAUGGACUGUGAUUGUUUUUCAAAAGGAAAAAGCAAAGGUGUGAAACAAAAAUCAGUUUCCAGCAGCUGUUGGUGGUAAAGUGUCCAGUGCCCACCACAGCCAGAGAGAAAGGUCAGUGUAAAUCAAGUUAUUACCAUUAAUAAUAUAUUGCAUUGUUUUUCUUAAAUUUCAUCAUCCUGUUUUAAGUGUUGUUUACCUGAUACUCACGCAGUCAUGAGCACAUCAGGACUGAUCCAAUGUGAUUGUAGAAUGUCUGCAUUUUAUGUAGUUUACAAGUGUUUUCGUGCUACCUGUCAAAAUCACUUUAAACCAUUUAAAUAAUUUUAAAUCACUUUAAACCACGUUGUCUUGAAAGGUGUAAACACUGUUUUAUUGACUUUUAAUACAAUUAGUAUUUCUAUAGAUUUUAAAAUUAGAAAUGUUUAUAGUAUUAUACAGCAAGUUUUUUAGAGUAUAUACUAACCGUUAACGUUCAUGUUACUAACCUGUCUGUUUUGCCUUUUUGUUAUUUUUGUUUUUGUAUGUAAGCUGCUGAAUAUUUUGAAUUUCCCUCGGGAUUAAUAAAGCGUCUGUCCGUCGAGUCGUCGGAUCCUCUUGAUCCUCAUCAGGGUCAUGGGGGGCUGGAGUCUAUCCCAGCUGACUGCGGGUGAAGGCAGGGGACACCUGGACAGGGGGAGGUGGUGCACUGGCUGGCCUGUUGGCUGGAUGCAGCCUGCAGGAAGGGCUCCACUCCCACAGUGGGUAAAGGACUGAUGGAGGGAGGAUCCUUCACUCGUCCAAACUCAGACAUAAAAUAUAAUGAGGCGAAACGAGAGUGGUGUCUUUCAAUGUGUUUACUUCUGAACUGCCAGACCAGACUGCCAAACAUGGGGUAACAGGCAUCCCAUAAUACCUUGCGCAGGUACUUCUUAAAGUGACCAUAACACUGUUUUAUACAUUACAAAUAUCAAUAUUGUAUUACUCAUAUGUGACAUCAAGUUCAGUGUUCAGCUAGCAGUGCCUUAAAAAAAUAAAUCCUAACAUGUCCUUGUCUCAGUCUGAUCCAGUUCUUCUCUAAGAUGAGGAAGUGGGCCGACAUGUCCAACCUCUCGCGGGACUUCAGGCUACAAAUGGAUGGCUGGAGCGAAACUUUGAGGUCUCCACCGUGAUCUUCCGCAAGUUUGAUGUCUUGAUUUAGUAAUGAGUCGUGGCCCCUCCAGUCAGGAAGCAGCAGCGGAGAGCUCUCUGGAUCAGGAGAGGCCCAGGCCGAGGCCCUGUGGUGGGGACACCACCUGCAGGUGGCGCUGGUCAACACGGUGGCCUUCAGGGGCAUCUGGCAGAAGCAGUUUCUGUUCACCAACUCCCAGAACCUGCCCUUCAUCCUGUCUGAUGGGACUCCCAUCAAGGUGCCCAUGAAGUACCAGGCUGCAGAGGUCAGCUUUGGUCAGCUCAGGACGGGAUCGGAUCAGCGCUACACGGUUCUGGAGCUGCCGUUCCUGGGCCGCUCCCUGAGCCUGCAGGUGCUUCUACCCAGCGAGAGGAAGACGCUACUGUCCUCCCUGGAGGCUCAGCUCACACAGCGCCACCUAGCGUCCUGGGACACCGGCCUGCGCAGAACCAGGAUGGACAUCUUCCUCCCAAGAUUCAGAAUGCAGAACAAGUUCAACCUGAGGUCGGUGCUCCCCGCUAUGGGCAUCAGCGACGCCUUCAACCCCACAGCAGCCGACUUCACCGGGAUCUCAGUGGAGGAGGGUCUCUAUGUGUCUGAUGCCUUCCAUGAAGUCAGGAUAGAAGUCACGGAGGACGGGACCAAAGCAGCUGCUGCUACUGGGAUGGUCCUCCUCAAAAGAUCCCGAGCUCCAGUUUUCAAAGCAGAUCGGCCGUUCUUAUUUCUACUGCAACAGGUUCACACAGGUAUUUACUUCACAUCAUACAGAUGUUUUCAAUGUUUUAGUCUAGAAAAGCACCCUAGUCAGGGUAUGCUGUUUGACAUUUUAGUUUUAGUAUGAAAAUAAAUAGAUCUUUGAAUGAGUUGCACUGAUCAGACACUACAGAAAUACUCAGUGGAGCAGACAGGUUUGAGCUGAGCAUCAACAGGUGACCUAUCCUUGAGCUCCUGGAGGGUUUUUGUGAACAGAAGCUUUGGAACACGUGUGUGAAUUACUCCUGUUGGACCUUCUCUCUCAGAAGUUUAAAAAUGAAAUUAAUAAAUAAUCUGUUUCUGUUCUGUGAUUCAUGUUCAGUGGUGAAAUAAAAAAACAUCCAGGAAACUUUUCUACAUUGAUGCAACGUUUCCCAGAGCUUCAUCUGAUGACCUGAAACAGAACUGACCUGCUGAUGGAGGACCUGUUGAAGAACCCUAACUCUGUAACUGAUGAAGAUAAAGAAGAAGGUUUUCCUGUCAGGUGUAACUGAUGAUGAUGAAGGUUUUCCUGUCAGGUAUAAUUGAUGAAGAUGAAGGUUUUCCUGUCAGGUGUAAAUGAUGAAGGUGACGAUGGGGGACGACUGGGGGACCCUGACGGGGUGAGCUGGUGUCUUCAUUUGCACAACUGACUUCCCCUCUUGGACGUCCCUUAGUUCUGCCCCUAGUUCUGCUGCUACAGGCCUAGGCUGCUGGAGGACCUCUCUGGAUGCACUGAGCCCUUCUCUAUCUAGCAUUAUAUACAAUGGUAUACCAUAAAUAUAUGUUCCAUUAUUGCAUUACACUCACUCUGUUUCUCCCUGUGUCCUUUCUCCGAGUGUCCCUGAUCCCAGAGCUGGAUGCUUCAGAUCUGUGGUGGUUCUCCCACCAACUGGCCUAAUCUCCAUCUGUGGGAUGCUGCUGCUGCUGACCUUCCUCCAGCCCACUGCUUCCAGCUGCCCAUUUCCAUCAAUCUACUCUGCAUCACCCUCACUAUACUUGAUUUGCUGGUCUACAUAUUUUUGAAUUUACCACCAGCUAUAUAUGUAGUAUAUUUAAUGCCAGAGCCAUACACCAUAGCAGUAAACUAUAAUCAGUUUCCAGCCCAGAGGGAUAUAUGCACAGAUUUUUUUAAAUACCAUGUAGAAGACUAUAUACAGGAAGAUGAGGUAUCAGUUCUUGCACAUAGAUAUACAACAGUCCUUUAUUACUCCCCAGGUCAGGGGAAAUUUCCAGUGUUAGAGCAGCAAAAAUCUUUCAGAGCAGCACUAACUACAGUUUACUACAGUAAAGAUAAUAAUUAUAAUAACAAUAAUAUAUACAAGAAUGAAAAAUGAAUAAAUACCGUAUUACUACACUAUAAGUGACAUCAGCAUAAAGUGGCUUGUGGAAUACAUGUAAUUGUAAAAGUGCAGAAAAUGAUUUUCUCAAAACAGGUGAGUCCUGUGAAUAUGACCAAAAUAUGAGAUAAAACUACCAGAAACAUGUACAAAAUGAGCAAAAUAUGAUUGGUUGAUGAUGUAUCAGUGUUGUUAUUGAUUAUUGAUCGGUUGCAGGGACAGAGAUUUGUGUCUUGAGUCUCUGCUGUCAUCUAAUCCCUCUCAUGUAAGAUCAUGUCACAGGAGGGGGCGCUACUGACCUCUUGUGGACACAGGCGGUAACGACACGACAUUAUUACUAACUGUAUAGCUUGCGACAUUACAGGUGAGCAGCACUUCCUGUUCAUCUUCAACGUAAAAGCAUCUUUCUUUCGUGUACAUUUCAUGUCAAACGUAUUGCUAAGCGAUUUAGGUCGAUUCAGAAGGAUCUCUGGUGUAAACCAAGUCGUAUUUAACGACAGCUAGCUUCUCCACUUGCUCCGAUUACUUUUGUUGUAGUCUGAGUCACGUCCAAACAGGAAAUGAAUCCACAAUGUAGCUAAUGACAAUCUAUAGCUGCGUCUGUGAUGGCAGCGUUAGCGAGCUAGCAGCUAAUCAGAAGCUAGUGACAAGCUAACUCCAGCGCUACCAGCAGCGUCUCUUUAAAAGGUGCUGAUCACGAUAUCAGGCUGAAACAUUAGACCCGGGACAGGAAACGGAGCUAGAGCUCUGUGUCUUGGAGAGAAUUGAUUUUAGAAUUACACGUGUUAAGGUAUUAGUCCGUGUCAUAACAAACCCUCGUUAGCACUUCCGCUAGCUCGGCUAACACUUCCGGUCACGAAUGCAUUUGUACAUUACCUAUAACGUGUUCAUUUUUGAACGUAUAGUGACAACAAACACAAUCUGAGGGAGUCGACAAGC
Messenger RNA from Amphiprion ocellaris (clown anemonefish), 4289 nucleotides. Its product is annotated as probable serpin E3. Gene Ontology annotation, molecular function: serine-type endopeptidase inhibitor activity. Gene Ontology annotation, biological process: negative regulation of endopeptidase activity. Lineage: Eukaryota; Metazoa; Chordata; Actinopteri; Pomacentridae. The transcript is spliced from 8 exons. Bases 1523 to 2119 code for a protein of 198 amino acids. The record is from RefSeq and is a predicted model, not a curated record.